Molecule: messenger RNA, 867 nt
Organism: Cylicocyclus nassatus
Lineage: Eukaryota; Metazoa; Nematoda; Chromadorea; Rhabditida; Strongylidae
Source: the annotation of a GenBank genome assembly
AAAAUAGGCAUGCAGAACAGUUCAGGCAGCGCAGCCAGCUUCUACCUUUAGAUCUAGUAACUUCCAUAACCAUGCUUUUCUUCAUUCUACCAGCCCUUUUGGCUGUGUUCAUCCAACCAGCGUCGGCAGCCGCCAACGUCACCAACUAUGCAUAUGCUUUCGAUAUCAACCAAGCAAUAACAGCAAGCACUUUCAAUUGUUUCAAGAAGUAUGGCUAUAGCGCUGUAUUCAUCAGGGCUUAUAACCCGCAGGGUAGCGGACUGUUCGAUGCAAACGCUCCCAACAACAUUCGCAAUGCCUCUUCGACUGGGCUAGGAACUGAGGUCUUCAUGAGUCCACAGCCUAAAUCUACAAAGACAGGUGCUGUUCAGUUCAAGGAGAUGUAUGAUGGCCUUAAAAAGAAUAAAAUCGAUAUAAAAACGGUCUGGGUACAGGUCACAUCACCUGCGAAUUGGGGCACUGACUCGAAGAAGAACCUCGCUUUCCUCAACGACAUCGCCAGAACUGCAAUAUCCUCCGGUAUCAAAGUCGGAUAUUACACCAAUGUGCACGAAUGGAAUCAGAUUACAAAGAACACAAAAAUAACGACUCCCAACACUCCGCUCUGGUAUUGGAACACCAACGGAGCUGGACCAAGUGGCGAAACACCGGCUAACUUCAACGACUUCCGUCCAUUCGGAGGAUUCAAGAAAGCGACGGUGAAGCAGUUCGGACAGUCGGAGAGCAUCUGUGGAGUCGUUGGAGUGAAUAGGGACGUCUUCGACACAGCUGCAAAGCAAAUCUUCAUGAACGGUACGAUUAUUGUCUGAGUGACCUUACCGUCGAACAGAAAACGAUAUUGAACCUCAAUAAAUCCCAGAAUGUUGC